AUGAGCUGGAACCGACUAGACACCAAUGGAGUAGAAACAUAUAAUUCUCAAAAUUCGACGAGCAAAACAACAGUAGAUCCAAGACGCCACGCGCCGUCUGUCUUCAAACAUCAUACUCAUACUCUCACGCCCGGCGCUACUUGCCUUGCUCCUCCUCCGGACACAUCCGCCUCCGCUCACCAUGGCAAUCUUUCUUGGCCGCCCCCCAGAGACCCAAGCCUACGGGACUAUAAACUCAUAUAUGAUCCAUCCACCAAUGGGCGUCGCAGUGAGCACGGUAGAGAAGUCUUGUACCGGUACAAUGGCCAGGUCGGUCCUGGAGAAGAUCCAAUCCGCGUCAGAGAUCCGCGCAGGGACUUGAGCGAGCGUAACCGUGAGGGACGAGGAAAGGCCAGGCUGCGAACAUCAUUUUAUUUGUUGGAGUACGAGUACGAUGACAAUUCGUAUGGCCCACCGCCUCCCCCGCCACCUCGCGGCAUAUGUGUAUCCGGUCUGAGCCCGUUUACAGCUGCCGGUUUCGUCAAGCGGCACUUUAGUUCAUACGGCGCGAUCGAAGAGUUUGUUUCUCAGGUCGACAAGGCCAAUGGCUCAUCCCUCGGCUUAUUUUGGGUCAAGUAUUCCGACCAAGACGAAGAUGGUCACAAGGCAGCACAGCGUGCACUGCAGAAUGAAGACGGCCGCAAGAUUGGAUCUGGGAAUGCAGCUCAGCCUGCGACAAUCGUCUUUGAUCCAGACGGCCAAGUCUGCCGGGGGCUUUACCAAGACGAAAUGGAACGUCGGCGCAAGGCCUGGGAAGAGAACCGACGCGGAAACAAAGCAUCAGCUGCUGCAGCCUCCACAAGCCAUUCGCCUUCUAGCCAUAUCCAUCCUUCUCUUCCUCCCGCUCCACCGCCGAUCCCAGGCUUGCCCUCUCGUCCUCCACCGCCUUCGUCUGGCCCUGUAGCUGGCCCGGACCGUACGUCAUUGGCCACUUCCAUGCGCCCACCUAAUCCUCCGAAACCGAGAUCGAAUUCAACCUCGACUUCCAAUUCGCGUCCCAAUUCUUCUUUGCGUCCGAACCAUACUCCGGCCAUCCCUUCGCCUUUGCAUAGCACAUCACCCUUGUCAAACGCGAGCCCCAAUAUUAGUGCCAUUGAAAAGCCAAAAGCUGCCACUGCAUCUGCUACGCCCGCUCAACCAGUCGACGAGGAAGAAAACCACCGAGACACUCUAAGGUUGUUGGCACUCAAUGGAAACGAUUACAUUCAAAUCGAAAAGUCGAGUUUACCAGACGAGUCCAAAGCGGUAGAGAUGGAAAUACGAAAGUUUUUCGGAGGUUACAAAGUGGAUCGGGUAAUGAGAGACGUAUACGGGUGGUAUAUCUCUUUCGACGUCUCAACCGAUGCACGGCGGGCUCUUGGAGCCCUGGACGACAAAACCAUUGCCGGCCGACAAGUUAUUCUGACCGUCCACCCUGCACCUUCGAUAGCUACCCUCGCUACAACCUCUUCUCGUCCCCGAGGAGACGCAAAAGAAUGGUCUGAGACUGAAUUCAUUCAAGAGGCUCGGAAAAUUAUCAUGCGGGACCUAUUGAGUGUGUUUGCCAAAGAUCUCAGGGAAAGAGUGGCUCGACCCAAGACUUGGAAAUUGGUCGACGAAGCGCUCGAGGCUCACCGCACAUCUGAGGACAAGGACAAGGACGCGGAUGAUGCCCUGCCUCCCACGACCGAAUCGCUCACCCCGGGCACGACGGCCACCGGUGGGGGCCCCACCGAGAUUUCGGUUUCGACACCCAAGGGAUUGAAGGGAUUGUCGUUCAAGCGACAACAUCAGAACGUGAAAGUCGAUAUCAAUAUAUUCAACCGCUUGACGCCACAAAACCGAAUCAACUUACUCAACAUUCUCAACAAAAAGAACGCAACGAGCGAAACGGAGAUACCCAUCCCGAUCCCAUCGCCCCCUCCACCUUUGCCCGAAUCAGUCGUAUUAUCCUCGCCACCGAAACCCAAGCAGGCCCCUGCAGCGGCGAUCAUCGACGACGAAGAAUCAGGUGAAAACGUCGCUAGGUUCGAACGCUCGCUUAAGCGGAGAAAAGCAGGGAUAGAGCGCCCCGGCCAUAAGAAAAAACGACCCCGACGGAGGGUGGAGUUUUCCGAUAGCGACCGGUCAGAUGAAGAUGAUAAUAAUGAUAACGACUCUCCACCCGAACCUGUAUCUGUAUCUGUUCCUGUUCCCAAGGUCCCGCGUCCACCCAAGUCCCUCCCUGUGCAUGUACGUGACAAGCCUAGGAAACCGCCAUCUUCAGCUGCGAACAAGGUUGAUGUGGUUGUUACUCCGCCCGCCUCGGAUGAAUCCAAGGACAUCUUGCUCAUCAAGUCUCACGCGCCAAAUGAGGUGGUCGAGACUCCGAAGCCGGUACCCAUUACUCCUAUUUCCGCCCCUGUUCCUUCUCCUUCGGGCGAAGUGGUUAUACCGGAUCCAUACGCACAGCAACUCGUAGACGACGAAGAAGACUUGUACUAUAUUCGACUAGCGUUGGGUCAAGCGCGUGGGGUCCCCUUGCCCGCUCGGAGUAUCCAACGAUCCUCGGAGGAAGAUGCGUCGCACCUUCCACUCGGGUUGCGCAAGCAUACUAGUGGGUCGGCCCGCACCGAGGGAUACUACAAGAUCCCUGAAGCCGCGAAGAGUUUGUACCUCCCCCAGAGGAACCGUGCGAUUGUGGAUAUCUCGGCAGCUGCUCCCCCGUUACCCGCUGCCACCUCUCGUUCGACGCGUGCAUACAGCCGUCGACUUGCCCAAGGUAUCGAGCAACACAAGGGCAAGGCCGCAGACGCUGGAGACGUCCUCAAGUUUAAUCAGCUUAGGACACGCAAGAAGCAACUUACGUUUGCGAGGAGCCCGAUUCAUGAUUGGGGGUUGUAUGCUGCUGAGCCUAUCCCGGCUGGGGAUAUGGUCAUUGAGUAUGUGGGCGAGGUGAUUCGUCAACAGGUUGCGGACAAGCGUGAAAAAUAUUACGAAAAAACUGGGAUUGGGAGCAGCUACUUGUUUAGGGUUGAUGACGAUUCGGUGGUGGAUGCGACCAAAAAGGGCAAUCUUGGGCGACUCAUUAAUCAUUGUUGUGCACCAAAUUGUACCGCAAAGAUUAUCACGAUUAAUGGCGAAAAGAAGAUUGUCAUUUACGCCAAGACGAAUAUCGACGUUGGGGACGAGAUUACUUAUGAUUAUCAUUUCCCGCUCGAAGAUCAAAAAAUUCCGUGUCUCUGUGGUUCACCGAAAUGCCGUGGUUUCCUCAAUUAG
This is a messenger RNA of Rhizoctonia solani, 3276 nucleotides long. RefSeq names its product histone-lysine N-methyltransferase SETD1. Bases 1 to 3276 code for a protein of 1091 amino acids. Gene Ontology annotation, molecular function: histone H3K4 methyltransferase activity; nucleic acid binding; protein binding. The record is from RefSeq and is a predicted model, not a curated record. The transcript is spliced from 7 exons. Gene Ontology annotation, cellular component: Set1C/COMPASS complex. NCBI's taxonomy places the organism in Eukaryota, Fungi, Basidiomycota, Agaricomycetes, Cantharellales, Ceratobasidiaceae.